UAAUUGGCCGAGCCUGAACGAAUGAAGCCCUACAACCAGAGUUGCUUUCUGGCUGCUCUAUGCUCGAGUUGCGAUUCUGCUCAUAAUUUCUACAAUUUAUGAAGUAGCCGAAGAUUUGAAGUGGAGAGAACUUGACGGCUUGCUUCUAUCUCGUUUCAGUGGUGACGUCGACGUAGCUCCGGUGCUCAUAGACUCGCAGUUGCUCCAUGGGAAGUCCAGUAUCACCAGUGUUCACGCUAGUAGGAUAUUUUCAUCAAGCAGUAUUCUUGUUGCAACAAGAGCCUCCUACCUGAAGAUAUGGUUGACAUUGAAGAUAAAUGCAACGUGUGCAUGAAAGAAGCCAGUCAAAGAUGUGCGGGAUGUCAUAUUGUGUAUUACUGCAGCAAAGAUCACCAGAAAAAAGACUGGAAGAAACAUAAAGGAAACUGUAAGCCAUACAAAAUAUGCGUGAACGAAGUGUUGGGCAGACACCUGGUGGCGUCCCGCGACCUGAAGCGGGGCGAGGAGGUGUUGCGGGAGCGGCCUCUAGAGGGUCCCAGCCAGGUGACGCCGCCCGUGUGCCUGGGGUGUCUGCAAUCGGUCACCGCCCUCAACAGCCAGCAGUGCGCCCGGUGUGGAUGGCCCCUAUGCGCGCGCACCCAAUGCCACCAGUCGCCCGACCAUACACCUGAGUGUGACUGGGCCGCAAGCAAGCGCGGUAGUAAGGUGAGAAUAAGUCAAUUCGUUUCUCCGCAUCCAAGCUAUGAGUGCAUCACUCCAUUGAGAAUUUGUUACCAGAGAGAAGCCAAUCCUGCCCUAUGGAACAAACUCAAUGAGCUGGAAUCCCACAGCGAUGCCAGGUGCAAUUCCAUGAAGCAAUUGGCUGAUACAAAGUCUAUCGCCGAGUUUCUUCACAGGUUCUACAAUAUCGAAAAGGAUUUCUCAGUUGACGAGAUUCUGAGGAUAUGUGGAUUAUUAGAGGUAAACGGUCACGAAGUGCCGACGACAGAUCCGCCCCACGUGGCAAUCUAUAGCACAGCAUCCAUGUUGGAGCACAACUGCCAGGCCAACUGCAGCAAAUCGUUCAGCAGUGAGGGAGACAUCAUCAUCCACGCAGCGGAGCCGAUCAGGCGCGGCGACCACCUUUCCAUCUGCUACACCGACGCCCUGUGGAGCACCAGCACCCGGCGUCAGCACCUCAUUGAGACCAAGUACUUCUCGUGCGCCUGCACCAGGUGUUCGGAUGUCACCGAGCUUGGCACCUACUUCAGUGCUGUCAAGUGUCUUGGACUUGACUGUAAUGGCCUUGUGCUACCUCCCUCGUUCUGCACAGGAGGAACCGUUGACUGGAAUUGCAACGAAUGCGGGCGACACAGACCUUGGCCGGAAAUAAAGAAAAUGCUGGAUAAAGUCGCUUUCGAGCUGCAACAACUGAACAGAGAUGAUCUCAAGGAAUGCAAAAUGUUUUUGGAAAAGUGGAGCUCGACACUGUCGAAGCGACAUUUCUAUCUGACUGAAAUUGCAUUGAGUGUAGCCCAACAGUAUGGGCAGAUAGAUGGAAUUAACAAUCUGCCUGACGAGGAUUUGAAUCAUAAGAUUCAGCUGUGCUUGGAUAUGUCUGAUCUCAUUGAUACGUUGGCUCCUGCCGAAUGUCGAAUAAGAGGUGUGCUUGCUUAUGAGCUGCAUGCAAGUACUGCCGAAUUAGUACGCCGCAGUACUGGACUUACUCAUGGCGAAAUUGUACAACUGCUCACGGAAUCGAAAGCCUAUUUGAUGAAAUGCAUCGCCUGUCUCUUCAAGGAACCCGAAGUGAUGCCUGAGGGAAAAUUGUUGAUUGAAGCAAAAAAAUCACUUCUUCAGCUGGAAAAUGUUUUGAAAUCUCUAGAUCAAACAGCAAGUCAAAUGAUGUCUUUGUAGAUGUCCGUGAUAGAAUGUUAUAUUUGUAAAAUAAAUUCACACAAUACUCUGAGUA
Messenger RNA from Nilaparvata lugens (brown planthopper), 1951 nucleotides. RefSeq names its product SET domain-containing protein SmydA-8. NCBI's taxonomy places the organism in Eukaryota, Metazoa, Arthropoda, Insecta, Hemiptera, Delphacidae. The record is from RefSeq and is a predicted model, not a curated record. Gene Ontology annotation, molecular function: protein binding.